Messenger RNA from Rotaria socialis, 1428 nucleotides. The record is from the annotation of a GenBank genome assembly. NCBI's taxonomy places the organism in Eukaryota, Metazoa, Rotifera, Eurotatoria, Philodinida, Philodinidae.
AUGACUGAAUUAAUCGAAAUUCGCCAGUUAAAACCAGUAAAAGAACGUCGAUCUCAUGCACGUUCAUAUGCAUUUACGGCAGCUAAUGCAUCAUCUGACUCUUCAGAGGAUGAAAGUAGUUCCAAUGAUGAGACGCCAUUCGUUUUUAACUCAAAAUCUUCAAAAACAUCCAAGAGAAAGAACAUAAUUCAAUCAUUACCAGUAAUUCUCAAUACACAGUCAGUUGAAAAACAGAAAAAAAAGCAUCACAAAUAUAUACAACAAUUUCUUAUUAAUACGCAACCACCAACACCAAAACCAAAACGAAAAGAAAUUGUUAUCAAACAAAUAAUGGAACCAUCGCUAAUGUCAGGGAUUCAAUAUGUACCUAUGCCGUCAUCGAGACCAAUGCAACCAACAAUAAUCGAAAGAAAACCUCUAGUUUACGAACGUGUUUACACACCGACUUUAGUUGACGAAUAUUCCAAUUAUUUUUAUAGUUUUUACGAGUCACCUUUUAGACGAGGACGAUUAAUGCGACCUCAUCCCUCGAAUACAAAAAAUGUUCGUUUACCAAAACAUUCUAAGACACUAGUUAAUCGUUUUCUAAGUGGAAUAGAACAUGCGCACGCGGGUCGAUAUGCUGAUGAAAGUGAUAGUGACUGUAGUAUCAACGAUUGUAAAGUAUGCCGUCGACUUCGAUCAGCGAUGAAUGAAGGAAAACGAAGAAGUAAUAGUGAAGUAAAUAUAUAUAGGGGUAGUCAAAUUGUUUUCGAUACAGAGGAACCAUAUAGACAUAAACAUGCUCACUCGAAGAAUUGUAAAAUAUGUGAUUUAUUAGAAGAAUCUGAUUUUAUUAUUUCAACAAAAACCGAUCGUUCAAGGAAGCCAGGAAAACAUGUUCAUAUGGUCGAAAGUUUUCCAUCAAAUAUUAAACCAACCGUAGAAACAACAACAACGACUACAACAACAGCAACACAACCAAAAUCAUUAGCUAAUGAUAGAUUACCAACAAUUUCAUCUGUUCCAAUGCAACCAGCGUAUUAUCCAAUGCCAUAUACAACAUAUGUAGACCCGAACACUGGUUUAACUUAUGCCUAUGAUCCAUCAGGAACUGGAUUUAACUAUGAUUAUUCAUCUCAUUAUAAUAAUCCAGCUUAUAUACAAAGUAAUUCACAAUACGACAUGUAUAAUAAUAUUGUACCACCGGUAACAGUUGCUACUAAUCCAACAAUACAACAACAAGAGCAGAUUCAAACGACUACAACAGUGAAUCCUAAUCUGUUGGCCGAUAAAGGAACAUUAACAUAUAUGCCAUCUGAUCGAAAAAAACACAAGCGAACAAACAAAACGGUAGUUGUUCAUACGUCUCGAAAUCCGACGCCACCAGCACCAAAAAUUAUCAUUGAACAACCACAUCGAUCGCGAUUACCCCGAAAAAUUCAAUAA